This is a messenger RNA of Fukomys damarensis (Damara mole-rat), 399 nucleotides long. It is a transcript of the gene Fabp9, whose product is annotated as fatty acid binding protein 9. Gene Ontology annotation, cellular component: cytosol; nucleus. Lineage: Eukaryota; Metazoa; Chordata; Mammalia; Rodentia; Bathyergidae. The coding region runs from base 1 to 399 and encodes 132 amino acids. The record is from RefSeq and is a predicted model, not a curated record. The transcript has 4 exons. Gene Ontology annotation, molecular function: fatty acid binding. Gene Ontology annotation, biological process: fatty acid transport.
AUGGUUGAGCCCUUCUUGGGAACCUGGAAACUGGUCUCCAGUGAAAACUUCGAGGAUUACAUGAAAGAAUUAGGAGUGAAUGCUGCAACUCGGAGCUCAGCAGGAUCAGCGAAGGUGAAUGUCAUUAUUAGUGAGGAUGGGGACACAGUAACCAUCCAAACACAAAGUAUCAUCAAGAACACGGUUAUCUCCUUCAAGCCUGGAGUGGAAUUUGAUGAAACUACUGCAGACAACCGGAAAGUAAAGAGUAUCAUAACAUUAGAUGGUGGCUCAAUGAAUCAUGUCCAGAAAUGGCUGGGCAAAGAAACAACGAUCAAAAGAAAAAUUGUAGAUGGAAAAAUGAUAGUGGAAUACACCAUGAAUAACAUCGUCAGCACUAGAACUUAUGAAAAAGUGUGA